CUUCCGUUCGGAAGAACUCCUGUUGAAUACAGCUUAGCUGCUGGUGGUGUUCCUUGGCUAGCUGCUGUGGUCUCAGAGAUCUGCCUGUGAGCCUGUGGUUUCUCUGAGCUGCUUAAUAGUCUGAGGUCUCGGGAAUCUGUGAGUCUUUGGGAUCCGCCUACGAUCUCUGGGCUCUGCCCGCAUGUCUAAGGAUUCGAGAUCUACCUGCACGUCUGGGAUAUCCAAGAUCUGCCAGUGAUCCCUAGAAUCUUUCGGAACGUCUGCAGUCUCAGAGAACUCUGCCUGCAGAUUUGAAAUCUGUUUGAGGCCUCUUGGAUCUUGGAGCCAGCGACCUAGUGGAUCUUCUGCUGGCCAGGAGCGCUGUCUGCUAGCUGCUUUUCCUGCUCUCUCUCUCCUGGGAGGCGAAUCCUUGAGCCCGAGAUGGCAGCCGCCCUGCUCAUGGCUGGGUCCCAGGCACCUGUGACAUUUGAAGAUAUGGCCAUGUACCUCACCCGGGAAGAAUGGAGACCUCUGGACCCUACACAAAGGGACCUUUACAGGGAUGUUAUGCAGGAGAAUUAUGGAAAUGUUGUCUCAUUAGAUUUUGAAAUCAGGAGUGAAAACGAAGUGAAUCCAAAGCAAGAGGUUAGCGAAGACGUGGAAUUUGGGACUGCAUCUGAUAGACCUGUUGGUAAUACUGAGGAAAAUCCUGAAAGCGAAGAGGGCUUUGAAAAUAGGGAUAGAUCAGAAAGACAGUGGGGUGAUUUAACAGCAGAAGAGUGGGUAAGCUAUCCUCUCCAACAAGUCACUGAUCUGCUGGUCCACAAAGAAGUCCACACAAGCAUCCGAUAUCAUAUAUGUUCUCAUUGUGGAAAGGCCUUUAGUCAGAUCUCAGACCUUAAUCGACAUCAGAAAACCCACACCGGGGACAGACCCUAUAAGUGUUACGAAUGUGGAAAGGGCUUCAGUCGGAGUUCCCACCUUAUUCAGCAUCAAAGAACACACACUGGGGAGAGGCCCUAUGACUGUAAUGAAUGUGGGAAAAGUUUUGGAAGAAGCUCUCACCUCAUUCAGCAUCAGACAAUCCACACUGGAGAAAAGCCCCACAAAUGUAAUGAGUGUGGGAAAAGUUUCUGCCGGCUAUCUCACCUGAUCCAGCACCAAAGGACCCACAGUGGGGAAAAACCCUAUGAGUGUGAGGAGUGUGGGAAAAGCUUCAGUCGGAGCUCUCACCUAGCUCAGCACCAGAGGACCCACACAGGUGAGAAGCCUUACGAAUGUAACGAAUGUGGGCGAGGCUUCAGUGAGAGAUCUGACCUCAUCAAACACUAUCGCGUUCACACCGGGGAAAGGCCCUACAAGUGUGAUGAGUGUGGGAAGAAUUUCAGUCAGAACUCUGACCUUGUGCGCCAUCGCAGAGCUCACACAGGGGAAAAGCCGUACCACUGUAAUGAAUGUGGGGAGAAUUUCAGCCGCAUCUCACACUUGGUUCAGCACCAGAGAACCCAUACUGGGGAAAAGCCAUAUGAAUGUAAUGCUUGUGGGAAAAGCUUCAGCCGGAGCUCUCAUCUCAUCACACACCAGAAAAUUCACACUGGAGAGAAGCCCUAUGAAUGCAACGAGUGUUGGCGAAGCUUUGGUGAAAGAUCAGACCUAAUUAAACACCAGAGAACCCACACAGGAGAGAAACCCUAUGAGUGUGUGCAGUGUGGAAAAGGUUUCACCCAGAGCUCCAACCUCAUCACACAUCAGAGAGUUCAUACAGGAGAGAAGCCUUAUGAAUGUACCGAAUGUGAGAAGAGUUUCAGCCGCAGCUCAGCUCUUAUUAAACAUAAGAGAGUUCACACGGACUAAGUCCUGUAAUUAUUACAGAGAAAUGAUUCAUUUGAAGGUACAAUUUUAUUUGACAUACAGGAACUUUCUCAAGACUGAGCUUCUUUUACUGUAGUGAAUUUCUUUGUUGUGGGCCACAGUUUAAAACGUCGAAGAAGACCAGCCACUUGAAAUUCUGACCCGUGGCUUUGGGAAUGUUAUUCCCUCCUCCAAAAUAGUGAUUUUUAUUCACCCAAUAUUAAUUAUUUCAUCAAAAUCAGCCCCACAAGUAACUGGAAAUCCAAAGACCGGGUGAUAAAUGCUGGUAAAUGCUCAGGCCUGGAAAUGGAGUAAAUCUUUAAAAGUAAUUUCUCCCAUCCUUGGCCCAAAAAACUAUGCUGGGGAAAUGUUGAACUGUGAUAGGGUGGUCACAGCUGCUUUGGAAAAAGACAACCAGAGACUUUGCCUGAAUUGCCACACCUAUUCACUCACAUAGUAGCUGGGCACACACAUCUUCCCUUCAAGGGCUUUCUCCUUGAGUUGCUCAUGCAUUUGUAUCUUUCUGUCUUCCUGAGAGCAGGAUUCUGCAUGAUGAAGGCAGUGAUCAUAACUUUUCUCCUCAUUGUUUCUAAUUAACUUUUUUAAAGCUUUCACAUUUGUGAAAGCUAACUGAAGUUACAGAUUGAAAAGAAAAAUGAGACACAGGUUUAGGGACCAAGGACUCAUCAACAGUGGUGACAUUAGCAAGAGAUGCCCACUGUUGUUAUUGCCAUUAAUCAGAAUUUAUUAAUUUUCUUUGGGGAUCACUGUAGGGAAUAUUGUAGGGAAAAUAGCUUCAAGGAAAGAUAGGACCAUAAGUGAUGGUGGAAGGUAAGGAGCAAGUGGAAUUGACCACUACAGGGAAGAAAGCACAGAGUCCCUUCCCAAGGAACGCAGGUCAUUUCUCUGUUCUUUCCCCUCUACCCUUUAAGAUCAAUUCUCCCUGUACUGCUAACUCUAGAAUUUGAUAAGGGCCACAUCCCAGUGUUUAUCUUAGCUUUCAUAAGGGCAUGUGUAUGUACAUGUAAAAUGUGUAUUCCUGUUGUUUUUCCAGUAGCAGAAACUGAAUUCACACCGAAUUAGCAUGUUCUUGGGUGAUAUUGAUCAUGUGACAGAACUACAGACAUAACUCCAAUGUGAGAAAUGUCCUUUUUUUUCAUUCUUUAUGAAAAAAAAAUUUAAACACUAGUGCUGUAAUGUGCACUCUCCUGUAAGAUCUGUCUUUGUACAGAACCAAGCACUUGUUUAUAUAUAUAUCAGUCAGUUGGAGAUAAUUACCGGACAAAUAGGUUGAUUGUCCUGUUCUCAGACUGAAUUAUCUUCUCUUUGGCCUAGUCACAGGGAAUUAAUAAACCUAGAUAGGAGUGUAUUUCCAUUCUCCCAGCCUACAGAUUUAAGUGGUUAAUGUAGGAGUUGACCCAACUUAAGCCCAGUAGUGUCAGUUCUCCUUACCUCAGCCCAAAGAGGAAUUAGGAAAUAUCCCAAAUGUUGAUUCUUAUCCAAACAUUUGGGGGUGGGAGUGGGAAGGAACUGAUGCCCAGGAAAUGGGACUGGAGUAAGAAAUAUAUAUUUUUUGAGCCUGCCCCAAGUUUUUUCUACUGUACUGUAUUGUGAGUGUUGUAAUGUUUGAAAAACUUUUGGCAUUGCUCUUUGGGACUUGGUGUUAAAGGAGCCAGUGGUCUCUUGGGUAGUGUACUGUAGUGAUUUACUAUGACUCACAGCCAUGGGGGUCUGCAUCCCUUGCAAAUGACACAACCUCAAAAGUAACAAUGAAAAAACACUCCACCAAGUAAGUGUCUUUGUGUUGCCACUCUUGUUUAAAUACAAACUCGGGCAGGGAGCAUGUUUUUUGUUCUAUACAAAAUCUAGCUGACUUUGGGUAUUCUUAUUUUAAUCGUUGAAUGACUUACAUGUUCUCGAUGACUAAACUCAAAUGUCUUUUUCCCGUAUCAGUGUUGCUGAUGGUUUUAAUGAAUAUCACAGUUCUCCUGUUAUUUCUGUGAGCCACUAGGGACAUCAGCUUCAGAGUGGCCGUAGAAGACAGCAUCUCCAUGACGUAACUAUAUUUCACUCUUUUCCUUCCCUACUCUCCUGCCCCACCCUCAUCCCACGCUAACCCGUUCCUUCUGCUGCUUUUGGCUUCUCAGUGCCCCAGCCAUCUCUCUAGACAUGUACACUCCAGUUGGGAAGUUAAAAGGGCAAGGGCCAGACCAACUCUGUCUCCUCUCUUCCUGCCAAUUGUUGCUCAUUUGCUGUGUUGAACUCUGUAAAGUUAUGCAUCAGUCUCUCUUUGCUAAAGCUUUUUGCAUGCCUUCUGCUCCCAAGUCUCUGGCUGCUUCCGCACACACAACCUGAGCACAUUGUGCCUGUUUUCUAUGGUUGUGGAGAGUGAGUGAACAAGUAAGUAUGUAGAGCAGUUUUCCUUAUGGUAUUGGUCACAAUUAUCUUAGUGUCUAUCUACAUCUGUAUUAUUCUAACAAUAUUCUGUAAUUAAAAGUAUAAUUUUUAAAAUCAAAAAGCUGAGAAUUAUUUUAGUAAUCCAGCACCAACUCAUAAAACGGCUUUUCAUCAGGUACAUUAAAAUUGGGCACAACUGUUUUUAUAUUGAUGCAUUUGUGCAGAUGUUCUUGUGGGAAUUGGGGAAUACCAUGUCUUCACGUAUUGGUGAGCUCUCUGGAUAUUGCCAUAUUUGGGGAAGAUGCAAAAAACAUGAACCAGUUUCCUGUGAAGAUUAGCCUGGUGGCAAAGCAACAUGGAAAUAUUUGGUACGGGUAACUCAUUAGCUUUGGAGAAGCAAAACAAAAGCAAAAAAAAAAAAAAAUCCAAAAGGAAAAAUGGGAAGAGGCCAUAUUUCUUUAAGGAGAUAUUUUGGGGUAUCUGUUAAGAAUACUAAAACAAUUUCUGCUAAAUUAGUAUUAGGAUCCCAGAACAGAGAUGUGUUCUAGAAAUAAAGGCUCUAUAUUCAUGACACAAUUGCGCGGUCUGCCUAAGGCAGUAAUUAUGUUCUACCAGGGUGUGGCCACAACUUUCAAAUUACUUACAAGCAGUUUUAUUUCAUGAAAACUGUUUUUGAAUGGAAGGCCAGUCUAGGCAGAGGUAGGGAGUGGAAGUGCUUUAAAUUGGGGAAAAAUACAAGUAGGAAUGAAAAUUUUUAAUUAACCCUAUAGCCAAGACUUGAAAAUGAAAGGGAUUUUUUUUUCUUUUAUUUUUUUAUUUUUUAUUUUUAUUUUUUGGCUCUACCACGUAGCUUGCAGGAUCUUAGUUCCCCAACCAGGGAUCGAACCCACGCCCUUGGCAGUGGAAGUGCAGAGUCCUAACCACUGGACCUCCAGGGAGCUCCCGUAAACAUUUUUUAAAAUUCUUUUUCUCCUUUCUCCAUGUUCAGCAUUUUUUAUUUCCGGGAAGGAAAGUUCAAGGGAAAUGCUGGAGAAAUUCACCUGGAACCUCUCCUUUAGGGUAUUUAAUAUGUUAAUGUUUUGCCAUUAUUAUAGUAAAGCAGAUUUCCUUCUUUGAAUUUUCUCUAGGAGGCUAGCCCUUUGUUAGGGCUGUGCUUCCAGGCCUUUAGGACACCACUGAGUCCACUGAAAUGAUAAUUUGUUCAGUGGUUCUCUAAUGUUUCAGAGGUUAGCAUUCCUGCUGAAAAAGGAGUUCCUGCACCCUGGGAGAUAUGCACUCUUUGAAGCAUUGGUUAGAUGCCUGUCUCUGUAGUGGAGUAGCCAAAUGGGACCUGCUUAUCUAUAGGAGAUUUCAAGAUAAAAAGUUGUUAGUGAAAAACAAUUGAGUAAAAUGAAUAGAAGGAAAUUACCCUGUAAUGACCUGAAAUGGUUUCAUGGUGAAUCCCACCUAUUAUCUGUUUUCCUAAAUGCUUCAAAGUUUGUAUCAUUUUCAGCUUCUUCAAGGGUACUUUUGUUUUUCCCUCUGGGAGAGACAGACUGAGGCUGAUGACAUCAAAAUCUCACUUUGAAUUUCACACCAGCCUCUGCAGCUGCCUAGUAGACAUCUCCACUUGGAAAUUACCCAGGCAGAUCCCAAACUGAAUUUACCACUUUUUUCUAUCACCCCCUCCCCCUGCUCCUCCUGUAUUUCCUAACUCAGUCAUGGCCUAGUCAUCCAAGCUAGAAACUUGCACAUCAUACUUGAAAACUCCUGUUCCUUCCCAACAUCAAUAAUGAAAAUUAGUUGAAUAGGGACUUCCCUGGUGGCACAGUGGUUAAGAAUCUGCCUGCCAAUGCAAGGGAUACAGGUUCCAUCCCCGGUCUGAGAAGAUCCCACACGGGGAUCUUUAGUUGCCACGUAGCAACUAAAUCUGUGAGCCGCAACUUUUGAGGCUGUGUGCUGCAACUACUGAAGCCCUCACACCUAGAGCCCAUGCUCUGCGACAAGGGAAGCCGCUGCACUGAGAAGCCCACGCACCACAAUGAAGAGUAGCCUCCACUGGCCACAACUAGAGAAAGCCCACGCACAGCAAUGAAGACCCAAUGCAGCCCCCCCCCCCAAAUUUUUUUUUAAUAAAAAAAAAUUAGUUUAAUUGUCUUUCAGUCAUGACCAUACCACCUCCUAAAUAUUCCUCAAAUCUGUCUACCUGCUCUCUCUACUGCCACCACUUAUCAUGUGACCUUGGGCAAGUUGCUUAGCUUCUCUGUUCCUUGGAUCUCCCAUCUGUAAAAUGGGGGUAAUUACAUCUACCUCACAGAGUUGCAAAGAUUAAGUGAAAUAAUGGGGCUCAAAAUAUUAGCUGCAGUUAUUCAGAGCAUCACUAAGCCACAUCCUAUUUACUGAAACAUUCUCUUAAUGAGUCUCUUCUAUUUUCAAUCUCCUUCCAUGUAUUCUCCCUUACUCCAGCUAGACUGGUCUUUCUGAAGGGCAGAUCCCUUCAUGCCACUCUUCUGUGCAAAACUUUCUCAUGCUUUGCCUUGCCAGCAGUACACAGGUCGUCAUGAUGUGGCCUCUGUUGCCCUCUUCAGCUUCUGUUCUCUGCACGUCCCCUGCACUUGCAAUGCUUUUCAAGCUGCAUCUCUUUCUCUCUACUCCUCCUCACCCUUCAGGUCUCACACCUAACUUGUUUUAGGGAACCUUUGCCAGUCCCACAAGACUGGAUCAGGUGGUUCUGUUCAGUAUUCCCGGAGUUUAUCCCACUGAAAGCACUUUGUUCUUGUUUUGUAUUUGCCUGUUCACUUUUUCAUAUCCUGCAUUAGACUUUGACAUCCUUGAAGAAAUCACUGUGUCUUGCUCACCAUUGUAUCUUCAGCCCCUAGCAAAUAUUUGACUUAGAGUAGGCAGGCAACAGCUAUGUCUUAGAUUAAUGAAAGGUGUAUAUGUGUAAACUUCAUUCCCUUCAGUAGGACUGGUGACUUCAUUUCUGAUUUGUCACCACACAAGCUAUUCAUAAAAUAAAUUCUGUGGAAACGGUAGAUAUUCUGUAAUUGCAUAUCUGGUGGGGCCUAAUGCAAGAGGAAAAAGGCACCUAGAGGCAAUGUGGCCCAUCUAAGACACCCUCUCCCAAGGUAAAGCUGGGAUAAAGUCACCCACCCCGAUGCUCCAGUACUUGAUGAAUCGUUGUCAUCUUUGGAGGGUUAUCUAGGAUUAGACAUUAUGGCAACUUUGGUGACGUGUUACAAGGCAAGCUCUCAAUACAGGGAGCGUGAGCAGGAUUCUAAGCUCCCAGCUAUAGGUUUGGCUAUUGAUCAACCUCUGAAUUCUCCAAGCUGAUCACAGAAACCAAUAGUUGUUAAUAUUUUGAGGAGGAUCCAGAUCCCUUUGACAAUCUAAUGAAAGUUUUAGAUUUUUUUUUCUGCAUUUUUGGGUUUCUGUUGUUCUUUGUUGCUGUGCACAGUCUUUCUCUAGUUGUGGGGAAUGGGGACUACUCUCUUGUUGCAGUGACUUCUCUUAUUGAAGAGAACAGGCUCUAGGUGCUCAGGCUUCAGUAGUUGUGGCAUGUGGGCCCUAGAGCACAGGCUCAGUAGUUGUGGCCCACA
Molecule: messenger RNA, 7805 nt
Organism: Hippopotamus amphibius kiboko
Lineage: Eukaryota; Metazoa; Chordata; Mammalia; Artiodactyla; Hippopotamidae
Gene: ZNF436
Product: zinc finger protein 436
Exons: 4
Coding region: 421-1833 (470 amino acids)
Biological process (GO): regulation of transcription by RNA polymerase II; central nervous system development
Cellular component (GO): nucleus
Molecular function (GO): DNA-binding transcription factor activity, RNA polymerase II-specific; RNA polymerase II cis-regulatory region sequence-specific DNA binding
Source: RefSeq, a predicted model, not a curated record